Molecule: messenger RNA, 1783 nt
Organism: Cucurbita maxima (winter squash)
Lineage: Eukaryota; Viridiplantae; Streptophyta; Magnoliopsida; Cucurbitales; Cucurbitaceae
Product: 26S proteasome regulatory subunit 6A homolog
Exons: 10
Coding region: 103-1374 (423 amino acids)
Biological process (GO): proteasome-mediated ubiquitin-dependent protein catabolic process
Cellular component (GO): proteasome regulatory particle, base subcomplex
Molecular function (GO): ATP binding; ATP hydrolysis activity; proteasome-activating activity
Source: RefSeq, a predicted model, not a curated record
CAUUUCCAAUCUUUUCUUUCCCUUCUUCCUCUCUCCAUCUCUGCUGGUCUCGUUUAGCUUCGUGCAAUUUCUGCAACUCGACCUCCAUUGAAUUUCAUCCUAAUGGCGACAGCUAUGGUUGAAGAUUCCAAUUUCGAAGACGAUCAGCUUGCUUCCAUGACCACUGACGACAUUGUUAGGGCUUCUCGUCUGCUUGACAACGAGAUCCGAAUUCUCAAGGAAGAGGUGCAAAGAACAAAUCUGGAGUUGGAAUCAAUCAAGGAAAAAAUAAAGGAGAACCAGGAGAAGAUUAAACUCAAUAAGCAGCUGCCUUACUUGGUCGGGAACAUUGUCGAGAUUUUGGAAAUGAACCCAGAAGAUGACGCAGAAGAAGAUGGUGCAAAUAUUGAUCUUGAUUCACAAAGGAAAGGAAAGUGUGUUGUACUGAAGACAUCCACUCGCCAGACUAUCUUUUUACCUGUUGUUGGACUUGUGGAUCCUGAUAAAUUAAAGCCAGGUGACUUGGUUGGUGUAAACAAGGAUAGUUACCUGAUUUUGGAUACUCUGCCAUCUGAGUAUGAUUCUCGAGUGAAGGCUAUGGAGGUUGAUGAGAAACCUACAGAAGACUACAAUGACAUUGGAGGGCUGGAAAAGCAGAUCCAAGAACUAGUAGAGGCCAUUGUCUUGCCCAUGACUCAUAAAGAGAGGUUUCAGAAACUAGGAAUUCGUCCACCUAAAGGUGUGCUUUUGUAUGGACCUCCUGGCACUGGGAAAACUUUGAUGGCACGUGCAUGUGCAGCACAAACAAAUGCUACCUUCUUGAAAUUGGCUGGCCCACAACUUGUUCAGAUGUUCAUUGGUGAUGGCGCGAAACUUGUUCGAGAUGCUUUUCAGCUUGCAAAAGAAAAAUCCCCCUGCAUCAUUUUUAUUGAUGAAAUUGAUGCUAUUGGAACCAAGCGAUUUGACAGCGAAGUAAGUGGAGACAGGGAGGUGCAACGAACCAUGCUGGAGUUACUCAAUCAACUGGAUGGGUUUAGUAGUGAUGAACGCAUUAAGGUUAUAGCAGCAACAAAUCGUGCUGAUAUUCUUGAUCCAGCACUCAUGCGUUCUGGUAGAUUAGAUCGGAAGAUUGAGUUUCCUCAUCCAACUGAAGAAGCCAGGGCCCGAAUCAUGCAGAUCCACUCGAGGAAGAUGAAUGUCCACCCAGAUGUCAAUUUUGAAGAAUUAGCUCGGUCCACUGACGACUUCAAUGGUGCACAACUAAAAGCUGUUUGUGUUGAGGCCGGCAUGCUGGCUCUUCGCCGUGAUGCAACUGAGGUGAACCAUGAGGACUUCAAUGAAGGGAUCAUCCAGGUUCAAGCCAAGAAGAAAGCAAGCCUGAACUAUUAUGCAUAGAGCUACUGACGAAGACCAACAGUCGUGGGGUUGGCAACUCGAGAGAGAAAUGAAGUUUUAAGCGAGAUGUUUGUCAACAAAGACCCGAGAGUAGAAGCUCUAGUUUCGUGCAGUUUGUGCUCUACAUUUGGAUGUAUGAUAGAAAGAUGGCGAGGCAGGGAGGUUGAUGGAAGCGCGCCUCCUCUAAAGAUUGUUCGAGUUUUUCAUUAGAAUUAGUUUGUUGUCUGCUGUGAAAACUGAGAAGCAUUUCAAUCUUUACACCACAUGACAGAAUUAGUUGAUUGUUCUGUGUUGUUAGAAAGCUUCCAAGAGUUUACAUAUGAGGGGCUUCUAGUGGAACUGCUAAUUCUAAACCACUUAUCUGACUCCAAAUAACUUCAUCAUGGUAAGAGCUUGUUUGAAAUUUCUU